AUGAGUGUACCCUAUUUUCGAAAAACUCCGUGUACAUUCUAUUUUAUUAUUGCUGCUAUACAUGAGUGUGGUCAAUUUAUGACUGCUCUUGGUCCGCGUGUCAUUGCCGCAUAUUUGGAUGUUGACAUGACGCGCACUUCUGUCGUUUGGUGCAAGCUUCGUUAUUUUUUACUUUCAAGUUUUAGUGAAAUUCCUUUGAUUUGUGCAUGUUUGUCUACUAUUGAUCAGUUUCUAAUUACAUCGCAACAUGUUCGGUUUCGUCAAUGGAGCAGUAUUAAAAAUGCAUAUCGAGUUUCUUUGUCCGUUGUUAUCAUCUGGUGGCUUCAUGGUACUCUUUGGUUAUUUUAUCAGAAUAUGUCACCGAUUACAGGCGUUUGUAUUUAUACCAAUGAUGUAUUUUAUGCCUAUACUGGGUUUUUUCUCGGUAUUGUUCUCUGGGGUACCCCUAUUAUAAUAAUGACGAUAUUUGGAAUAUUAGGUUAUCAAAACGUAAAAAAAACAACUGUUCUCGCGCGUCUACGUCUUAGUCCAUUUGUUAUUUAUAAUGUUUAUGCAAUUAUUACGGUGAAUGUUGAAAAGAAUGCUGAUCGAAAAGCCAAGGAGUCAUUGACUUCUAACAUCACUUAUCUUUUUUGUUCAAUCGCUUAUGCAGGACGAUUCUAUCUUCUCAUGUUCUCAUCACUUCGUUUUCGUCGUACGGUGAAAGAUCAAAUCUUAUGGUGGCGACGACCGCGACACAUUGUUCCUUCGCCAAGAUAA
Rotaria sp. Silwood2 is the source of this 759-nucleotide messenger RNA. NCBI's taxonomy places the organism in Eukaryota, Metazoa, Rotifera, Eurotatoria, Philodinida, Philodinidae. The record is from the annotation of a GenBank genome assembly.